This is a messenger RNA of Histoplasma capsulatum G186AR, 1731 nucleotides long. RefSeq lists its product as uncharacterized. The record is from RefSeq and is a predicted model, not a curated record. The transcript has 3 exons. The coding region runs from base 1 to 1731 and encodes 576 amino acids. Lineage: Eukaryota; Fungi; Ascomycota; Eurotiomycetes; Onygenales; Ajellomycetaceae.
AUGGCUGCCACACUGAGCGGGACUUAUACUUCCGCUCCUGACACUCCAUCUCCUGUGUUCCCAGAUCGUUUGAUCCGUCCCCUACCGAAGCGUCCCAUCCGUGCACGUCUAUCCCCUGAGGCUGCUGAAUCUAUACUUUACCCGCCUGCCCCGCCUGUCACCCAAGUUUUCUACGGUUCAUAUUCUGGGAAUGGCGAUGUUGUUAACAAUGCCAAGGUUUACGUGCAACAGACAAAUUACGGACGCGAACAUAGUCCUGAAGGCGACCACCACCAUCUGUAUGAUGAAAGCGUAGACAGCGGUGAUGAAGACGGCCCCGUGGUUGUCCGUCGAAGUGGCGGGUUCCAUAGAUCGUCCUUAUCCCCCAUGGGCGAAACCGGCCAGAAAUACGUCAAACAUCUGGAGGACACGCCAACCAAAACGCUUUCGGCUGGACUUGAUGGCUACGAUGCUUUUGAGAACACAAACAAUAAAAAGAAAAGGAAGAUACCCACGUCCGGUAACCCUGGAAACCAUUCGAAUUUAUCUGCAGAUAUGAUUACCCUGGGCAUUUCAACGAACAGUGGCAAUUCGUCCUCUAUAGAUGACGGGAGCGGAACUGGCUCGUAUUACGGAACCGGUAAUCCCGCUUCACCGGCGGGGAACGGUAUAUCGGGAUCCGGAAGAGGGCGUUAUGGCCGGAAUGCUAGCCGUACGGUCAGCGGAAGGACCCCUCUCGCUGUUCAUAACCCGAAUGCUUGGCUCGGAGGCCGAUCUGGAAUUGGACGCAAGGAGGUAGCAACUUCUCUUGGCCAAGAAUCAAUUGCCAAUGCCGCGGCUCUUUCAGCGUCAACGCCGCAGGGACAAGAUAACACGAGCUUGUUAGACCAGACAAGAAAGCCCUCUCCAACAAAAACACAAUUCACCUUUACCUGCGAAUCCGACUCAUCGAAAGGCAUGGCGUGGCAAACCCAGAACUCAUAUUCCAUCCAACAACAUCAUCGGGCAGGUAACCAACCACUUUCUUCAAUGGCCCCAGGUCAAAGGGGUUUUUCGACUCAGGGGACGCAGACGAGCCCAAAUUUAGCGUCCCAGACAAAUCAUCAAGGCCAGGUGCAGGCUCAGCACCCGUCACAAAGCGCAGGCCAAAACGCCGCCUCGAGCAAGAAAACACGACGGUCCCCGGGAAGCACCUAUGCCUUGGCCGCUCGUCAACGUCGGUUACGACAACAGUAUUCGAAUCUCCACCACCCGCCGAACAUCGACGAGAUUUGGAUAUGCGAGUUCUGCGAAUAUGAAAGUAUAUUCGGCCGGCCACCAGAGGCGUUGAUCAGGCAGUAUGAAAUUAAAGACCGCAAGGAGCGCCGGCGGCUAGCAGAAAAGAGGAGACUGCUUGAAAAGGCCAAGAUGAAAGGUCGCAAGGGCAAAAAGGCAACGAAGAAUGCCGCCAAGGCCGCAGCUGCACAUGCACAGCAAUCAGCAGCAGCUCAUCAGCAAGGAUAUGAUCGACAACACCAACCGGUAGGAGACCACGACCCAACAGGCUAUGGAGGAGGGCUUGGUGAUAAUUAUCUAGGCGAUGAGUACGAAGACGAAGUUUCAGCACAACACCCGCACCCUGCCUCUCCUGCACCUCCAGCUGGUGCUGUCAAACAGGAAGUACUCGCCAGCAACCAGGCUAAAGCAGGAGGUGUGGGAGACGUCACGUCAGGCAAAGGUGUAGCUGGAGGCGGUACGAUACGUGCUGGGUGA